ACUACAUAUAAAUAUGCCGGACAAAUUUGUGUCCCAUGUUUACUUCAUGAAACGCAAGGUACUCCGCAACGGUGCCACGCCACACCAUCCCCUAUCGCCGGGUAGUUCUUCUCUUGCCGUCCCUAAUUGAGUAAUUUUCUCUUCUUCUCUCCUCCCUUGUACAUACUAUACUAUACUGUAUACUUACUACUAUACACCCGGGCCCCUCCACAUACCACCAUCGACCAUGAGUUCACUCGAUCUAGACAAACGCAAAGAUGGCCCAACAGUUGAACAUGACGAAGAAGCCCUCCCGGGUCUUCAUCAUCAAUCGGUAGAUCUUCACAACGAUCCCGAUGAACUAUCAUACGGCCCCGGCGGUAUAAAGGGCCUCUUUUACUCCAAGUAUGUCUUCGGAGCAGCCUUCCUCGCCUCCCUGGGCGGGUUCUCCAUGGGAUAUGACAUGGGCGUCAUCUCCAUCAUCAACGUGAUGGACGAGUUCCAUAAGGUGUAUCCCCGGACCGAAACGGCAUUCGGGAAGGGGCUGAUGACUGGCAUGCUACUGCUGGGCGCCUUUGUCGGCUGUAUCUUCAUGUCACACCUCUCAGAUCGCAUUUCGCGCAAAUGGGCGCUCACAGCGAUGGUGGUGGUCUUCGACAUCGGCGCAAUCAUCCAAACAGCAGCAACAAACUAUGACAUGCUAGUAGCCGGGCGAUUCAUCGGCGGCGUAGGAGUCGGCACCCUAGCAAUGGGCGCCCCCCUCUAUAUCUCCGAAAUUUCCCCCCCAAACAUGCGCGGCACGCUCCUUGUCCUCGAAUCCAUCUCCAUAACCUCCGGCGUCGUAAUCGCCUACUGGAUCACCUUCGGCACGCGCCACCUCCCCGGCGAAGCCAGCUUCCGCCUCCCAUUCGGCCUCCAAAUGGUAACAGCCACAGCCCUCGGCCUAGGAAUCCACUUCUUCCCCUACUCCCCCCGCUGGCUCGCCCUCGUCAACCGCAACACAGACUGCCUAACAAGCCUCACCAAACUCCGCAAUCUCCCGCCAACCUCCCCCGCCAUCCAAAUCGAAUACACCAGCAUAAUAACCGAAACCCGGCUCCAAAAACUCAUCCAAGAACGCAAACACCCCGGCAUAAGGGGCAUGAAACUCGAGCUCCUGUCCUGGCUCGACCUCUUCAGCUCCAAAACCUGGAAACGCACCGCCGUAGGCUGCGGCAUCGCCCUCUUCCAGCAAUUCUCGGGCAUAAACGCCUUCAUCUACUACGCGCCCACCCUCUUCCAAUCCCUCGGCCAAACCUCCGAAACAUCCCUCAUCCUCUCCGGCGUCUUCAACAUCCUUCAGCUCGUCUCCGCCGUAAUCUGUUUCCUGAUCAUUGAGAAAAUCGGCCGCCGACCCCUCGCCAUCGGCGGCGCGCUGGGGAUGUCGGCCGCCUAUAUCGUGAUUGCGGUGUUGUCGGGCGUGUACUCGAAAGACUGGGCGGCGAAUAUGAGCGCCGGGUGGGCGUGCGUGGCGAUGGCAUUCGUGUUCAUCUUGUUGUAUGGGGUGUCGUAUUCGCCGCUGGGGUGGGCGUUGCCCAGUGAGGUGUUUUCGACGACGACACGGUCGAAGGGGGUUGCGCUUUCGACGUGCGUGAUUUGGUUGUCGGAUUUUAUUGUGGGCGUGAUUACGCCGUCGAUGUUGGCGGAUAUAGGGUAUCGGACGUAUGUGUUUUUUGCAGUGAUGUGUUUUGUGGCCGGGGUGUGGGCGUUUUUGCUUGUGCCAGAGACGAGUGGAAAGUCGUUGGAGGAGAUUGAUGAGUUAUUUGGAGAUGGGAGUGCAAAGGAGGAGAGGGAGAUUGCUGGGACGGUUUUGGGGGGUGGUUCAGGGGGUAGGGUUGUGGGUGUAUAGAAGGUUGUUUUGAUUCCCCGUCUUGUGGUUACUUCUUUCUUUCUUGUAUUAGCUAGGAUUAUUUUCUUGAAGAGCCUCAGGAAGGAUAUUUUUAUUUUUUGUUAUUUUUAUUGGUGCGUCUUAGUAGACUGAAUACUAAGAGAUGAGUAUGUAUUUGCUUCAUGUCAAAAGGGUAUCUCAGUUUGCCCCCUUUCCACUGUUAACU
This is a messenger RNA of Aspergillus alliaceus, 2072 nucleotides long. RefSeq names its product general substrate transporter. Gene Ontology annotation, biological process: transmembrane transport; carbohydrate transport. NCBI's taxonomy places the organism in Eukaryota, Fungi, Ascomycota, Eurotiomycetes, Eurotiales, Aspergillaceae. Gene Ontology annotation, cellular component: membrane. The record is from RefSeq and is a predicted model, not a curated record. The coding region runs from base 227 to 1867 and encodes 546 amino acids. Gene Ontology annotation, molecular function: carbohydrate:proton symporter activity. The transcript is spliced from 2 exons.